Messenger RNA from Lachancea nothofagi CBS 11611, 552 nucleotides. The record is from the annotation of a GenBank genome assembly. Lineage: Eukaryota; Fungi; Ascomycota; Saccharomycetes; Saccharomycetales; Saccharomycetaceae.
AUGGUUGCUGGCAAUGUCAAAUACGUGCGAGGCAAUUGCCUUGCAGCAUCUAUUUCUCACCAACGCAUUUUGAUACAUUCUUGUAAUUGUAAUGGCUCAUGGGGUGGAGGAAUUGCAUAUCAAUUGGGCGUUAAGUACCCUCAAGCUGAAAGCGAUUACAUUGAAAUUUGUGAGAGGUAUGGCUCAAGACUUUUGGGCAAGUUUGUAUUACUUCCUAGCUACACAGAUUCUACAUUGCUAAUUGGCUGUCUCUUCACUGCGUCGUUUGGAGGACCUAAUCAAGGUUCCAGCGAGAGCAUCCUAAAUUACACCAGACGUGCCUUAGAGGACAUGAGAGUUAAGCUGGCAACAGAAGAAAAGCCCAGUGAUGAAAUUGACGUAUUUUCUGGCGAGUAUAUCAAUAAAUUCAAAAAUAAAUUGCGAAGCGCAGUGUCUGAUUACUCACUUGAGAUGCCGCAGAUUAAUAGCGGGAUAUUUGGGGUUCCAUGGCCGAAGACAGAAACCUUGUUAAAGGACCAGAGUACUCUUUCUUUCUCCGUCUAUGUAAUUUGA